CUUCUGCCCUGACAACAAUGUAAACAUUCAACAGUGCGCGCUUUGUCAUUUGUGGAUGUUCGGUUGGAACUGUAUCUUACAUUUUAGGAAUUAUAUACAUGUAAAAGAAAUAACAACGGAAUCGGUUGAAGGAAAUAUUUCUGGGCUGAAAAAUCUGAAUUGUGUAAUACUAAUAGUGCUACUGUGAUCAAAGAACAAGUGGUUUGAUAAGUGUAGGCGCACCACCAUAAUGGCGUUAAUGGAUUCAUUCUUUCAACUUAAGACUUACUUCGUAAUUGUCAGUUUCAUAACUGUGUUUGUAAUAUUGAAUCUUCUGGGAUCUAUGAGAUAUAUCUAUGCAUACAAAGAAAUUAUGAAAAAAAUAGAGAUGCCUACCUCGAGUAGUAUGUACAUAUAUUUGAUGAGUAAUUCACCCAUAAUUAGUGAUAAAAAGGUUAUGCUCAACUACAAUAUAACAUCAAAGACCGCGAUGGCAGUGGCACCCACACCAACACCCAGGCCUAAUAACUGCACGGGUUGUUUUCAACACAAUUUUAAAUAUAUGAUAUCAAACGAAGCCGUGUGUAACGUUAAGGGAAAUAACUCAGUGGAGCUGUUUGGGUUUAUUUUUACCAUUCAUUCAAAUUCUGAACAGCGAAAUGCGAUUCGUAAAACAUGGAUGUCAUUUGCAGGUAACAAUACCUCAAACGUUCGUUAUCUAUUUAUGUUGGGUAAAUCCUCAAACGAUGAAUUGAAUAAGAAAGUUGCGGAGGAGGCGACCAUUUUUAAUGACAUAUUAAUGGAGGAUUUUCACGAUUCCUAUCAGAAUUUAACUUACAAGACAAUGAUGGGAUUUAAAUACGUCACCAAAUUCUGUAAUCACACAAAAUAUGUUUUAAAAAUUGACGAUGAUAUUUGGCUCAACAUGCCUUCCCUUCUGAAACUGUUACAAAAGGAAGGCAACAAACUUACCGCAGCAGUUGGUGGUGCGUGCCACGCAUCCGCUGGUCCAAUUCGAAGUAAAUCAUCAAAAUGGUACGCCUCUUUUACGAGUUAUCCGUCCAAUUCCUAUCCAGGUUUUUGUUCCGGGACCGGAUAUGUUUUAAGCGCCAAUGUUGCCCAAAAAGUCUACGAAGUAUCGAAAAACGUACCUUUCUUUCAUCUGGAAGAUGUGUAUGUGGCUCUGUGUAUUAAAAAGUUGAACUAUAAAUUGAUACGGUUUUCAGGAUUUCUGAAAGGUUGGUCGAAGAACAAUUUAUGUGCUAUGAAAUCAGAUGACACCAGAACUUGUCAUCAAGUCCCUCCAAAUAUUUUAACAUCUGCUUGGGCAGCGGUGUGUUAAUAAUAUAUUUUAAAAAAAAUCAUUUUUUAAAAGGAAUUAUAUUAAAACCUAUAUCUAUUAUGCAACUUCGCACUGACAACUUUUGUAAGAAAUAAAUGCUCACAGGAAUUGUUCUUAUCGUACUAAUUUGAAUUUAAAAUAUGGAUUCAUCAAUAAAUUCGAGUAAUCCAUUCUUGAAUACACCAUCCUAACAAUAAAUGAAGGUAUGAAAUCCGAUUUAGCGUCCUACUUUUCUGGGCCAAUCAAGACGGGCAUACAGUGUGCUAUGAGGGACAUUUUGCCCGGACAACGGCGGAACGACCUACGCUUAUCUCGAAUUCCAACUGCCAGGGGUUCUUUUACGUACACCAAUGUGUACAAGUGGGCCUCGGUUUUUCGUCUAAGCUGAAGGACUGGACACUGUCAUAGUUAAAUACCCUCUGCCCUGAUUCGUUGAUCUCAGGAACUGUUCCCGAGAUCAACGAAUCAUAUGCGUGUGGUAGGUAUACUCCAGUAUCCCGGUUGAGUUCUGGCUGGUUUCUUCUGAUGUUAACUAGUUUUAAAACAGUGUUAUUUUUAAUCAAGUCCAUAAGUUUAUUGAUAUGUCAAACAGAUUUUAAUCUCGAUCAAAUGGUAUUUUAUUUUCAAUUAUAUGUAUAACUGGCUGGUUUCUCUAAUGUUGUUUAUUAACAAAAUAUGUAUGUAAUGCUUGUCUAUAUUUAUAUAUUUAACUAUAAUCUAUAUAAUGUGUAUGUGCUUGCCAUUUUAACUUUGUAUAUACACCCCUUUGCAUUAAUAUUAUGUAUAUAUAUCAUUUAGGGAGAGGGGUUUUACAUUGGCCUGUCCCAUUCAGAUAUCCUGAAUAAAAUAUUGUUUUGUUUUUGUUUUUUUAUUAAAAUAAAUAAAUAAAAGAAUUAGAAGCAAACCUUUGAUAAAUAAAUAAGUUUGAAUAUGUUUUUAGUCCAAAUAUAUCACCAAAUUACAUAGCGCGUAGUUCAUGAUAUUAUUUACAAACAAUUACUAUAGGACACAAGUCUUCAUUUGCAUCUGGGACAGGACACGCAUUUCGGAUGUUUUGCUAAUUAUCUCUUAAACAAAUUUGCUCCUGUGGAUAAGGAUAUUUUUAUUUUCACCUUCUUAGGAACUUAGAUAUUUAAUUUUCUUUGCACAACUUAGAUUUGUAAUUCUUAUAGCCGUUCAAUAUUUUCAGAAUUACUAAUUAUCUCGAACCAG
Messenger RNA from Patella vulgata (common limpet), 2533 nucleotides. RefSeq names its product beta-1,3-galactosyltransferase 1. Gene Ontology annotation, molecular function: hexosyltransferase activity. Gene Ontology annotation, cellular component: membrane. The transcript is spliced from 2 exons. The record is from RefSeq and is a predicted model, not a curated record. Bases 230 to 1321 code for a protein of 363 amino acids. Lineage: Eukaryota; Metazoa; Mollusca; Gastropoda; Patellidae.